UAGUCAAAAUGAAACUCUUAGGGGUUAUAUUAACUUUAUUGGGGAUCUCUAGCGCUUUAAAUGAUACCUCAAAAAAUUUACACACAGCUGCUGGAUUACCAUUGGUUGAUUUAAUAAAACAUUUUGGAUACCCAGUUGAAGUUUACGAAGACAUCUUAACCGAAGAUGGAUAUUUAAUCACCAUGCAUAGAAUUCCUCGUGGUGUCACCGAUGUUCCAAGAAAAGGAGUAGUUCUUUUAAUGCAUUGUUUAACUUGUUCCGCAGCUAUUUUUGCAAUGUACGGCCCAGAUAAAGGUUUAGCCUACAUUUUAGCCGAUCAAGGUUACGAUGUUUGGAUGCCAAACGCGCGAGGAACCGAUUUUUCAAGGAAACACGUUUCUUUGAAUCCUGAUGAUAACACGGGAGCUUUUUGGAGAUUUAGUUUCCACGAAAUCGGUUAUUAUGAUAUCCCAGCUGCGGUUAAUGUAAUUCGUGAAAAUACUGGAGUUGAAAAAAUGUUGUAUGUUGGAUAUUCACAAGGAACAACUUCAUUCACUGCUAUGGCAGCUGCUCGUCCUGAAUACAACGACGUUUUUAGUUUAUCGGUUUUCUUAGCCCCAGGUACUUAUUUCGCUAAAAUGGAAAAUGAUUUUUUGCUUUUCUUAGCGAAAUACAUCGAUCCUUUAACCCAACUCGCCGAUAUGGUUCAAUGGUACGAAUUUUUACCUAAUUACCACCUUUUAGAACCAAUCGCUGAGUUCUGUAACGGAAUAGGCCAAGAAUUCUGCACAGAUUUCUUUUUAUGGCUUUUGGGUAUUUCGCCCGACACAGUUGAACAAAGUUGGCUCCCCGUUUUUGCAACAACAUACCCAGGUGGUUGCUCUGCAAACCAAAUCAUUCAUUACGGCCAACUUAUUGCUUCAGCUAAAUUCCGUCGCUUUGAUUACGGUUUAGUUGGAAAUUUAGGCGAAUAUGGCUCCACAACCCCACCUGAAUAUGAUGUUAGCAAAAUCACGGCACCCAUCGCGAUAUUUUAUGGAGCUAAAGAUGAAAUUGCUACUGCUGAUGUAGAACAAUUUGCAGCUGAUCUACCAAAUUUGGCUCUUUUGAACCGGAUUGAAACUUACAAUCAUUUCGAUUUUGUUUUAUCGAAGAAUGUUGUUAGCGAUGUUUAUAAUGAUGUGAUUGAUAUCAUGAGUCAAUAUGCUUGAGGAUUUUUUUAAUAAAUCUUUAAU
This is a messenger RNA of Onthophagus taurus, 1214 nucleotides long. Its product is annotated as lipase 3-like. The record is from RefSeq and is a predicted model, not a curated record. Gene Ontology annotation, molecular function: hydrolase activity, acting on ester bonds. Gene Ontology annotation, biological process: lipid metabolic process. Lineage: Eukaryota; Metazoa; Arthropoda; Insecta; Coleoptera; Scarabaeidae.